Molecule: messenger RNA, 539 nt
Organism: Mus caroli (Ryukyu mouse)
Lineage: Eukaryota; Metazoa; Chordata; Mammalia; Rodentia; Muridae
Source: RefSeq, a predicted model, not a curated record
GGAGACUGACGACAAUCAGCCCAGUGGGUCUGUGCUCAGGACUGAGUAAGACAGAAGGUACCUGUAUGCAUGAACCCUCAAGCAGGCGUGUGCACGCGUGAGCGCGCACACAAAUAAAAGAUGCUUUUAAAGAAAAAGCGUCUCUUUUACGGAGACCCGCCAACAUGGGCCGAGUUCGCACCAAGACUGUGAAGAAGGCGGCCCUGGCCAUCAUUGAGACGCACCUGGGUAAUGACUUCCACACCAACAAGCGCCUGUGCAAAGAGAUCGCCAUUAUCCCCAGCAAGAAGCUUCGGAACAAGAUAGCCGGCUACGUCAUGCAUCUGAUGAAGCAGAUUCAGAGAGGUCUUGUGAGAGGUUUCUCUAUCAAGUUGCAGGAAGGAGAGAGAGAGAGGGAGAGAGAGAGAGACUGCCAGCAGCCACAGGUCACUGGGUUCCUGAAAGGAAAGCUGGGGUUGGAUGGGAAGGUCAGCGAGAGAAGUAACGAGCCAAGACAAAGUUCUCUGAUCGAGGCUCAGUAUUUUAAUUCUAAGGUCUGA